AUUUUAUUGUAUUUAAAAUAAUAGUAAUAAUAAUAAAUUUAAGAUGCCAUUACGUUUAGAUAUAAAAAAAAAAUUAUCAACUAGAUCUGAUAGAGUUAAAUCAGUUGAUAUUCAUCCAACAGAACCAUGGAUUUUAGCAAGUUUAUAUGAUGGUAAUGUUUAUAUUUGGAAUUAUGAAACUCAAAAUAUGGUUAAAUCAUUUGAAGUUUCACCACAAAAUCCAGUUAGAACAGCAAAAUUUAUACCAAAGAAACAAUGGAUAGUUACAGGUUCAGAUGAUACAUAUAUUAGAGUUUAUAAUUAUAAUACAAUGGAAAAGAUUAAAUCAUUCGAAGCACAUGCAGAUUAUAUUAGAUGUAUCAUUGUUCAUCCAACAUUACCAUAUAUUUUAUCAUCAUCAGAUGAUAUGUUUAUUAAAUUGUGGGAUUACGAAAAAUGGACCAACAUUCAAGUAUUCGAAGGUCAUUCACAUUAUGUUAUGUCCAUGGCAUGGAAUCCAAAAGAUACCAAUGUAUUUGCAACAGCAUCAUUAGAUAAAACUGUUAAAGUCUGGAGUAUUAAUUCACCACAUCCACAUUUCACAUUAGAGGGUCACGAAAAAGGUGUUAAUGCAGUCGAAUAUUUCUCUGGUGGUGAAAAACCAUACUUAAUCUCUGGUGCCGAUGAUAAAUUGGUUAAAAUUUGGGAUUAUCAAUCAAAGACUUGUGUCCAAACCCUCGAAGGUCACAGUAAUAAUGUUUCAGCAGUAUGCUAUCACCCAGAGUUACCAUUAAUUCUUAGUGGUUCUGAAGAUGGUACAAUUAAACUUUGGCAUUCAUCAACUUAUCGUUUAGAAAGAACUCUUAAUUACGGUAUGGGUUUCGUUUGGUCAAUGAAUUUCCUUCGUGGUUCAAACUUUAUUGGUGUUGGCUAUGAUGAUGGUACUGUAGUUUUAAAGAUUGGUAAAAAUAAACCUCCAGUCAGUAUGGAUCAAGGUGGUAAGGUUAUUUAUGCUAAACAUAAUGAAAUUAGAAUUGCAAAUAUCAGCAAUACUUUAGAAAGCGAUACUGUUCAAGAUGGUGAAAAGCUUUUAAUUUCAAGUAAAGAUCUUGGUAAUUGCGAAGUAUUCCCACAAAAACUUCAACACAAUUCAAAUGGUAGAUUCGUUAGUGUUUGUGGUGAUGGCGAAUUCAUCAUUUACACUGCUUUGGCUUGGAGAAAUAAGUCCUUUGGUAAUGCUUUGGAAUUUGUUUGGGCCGAAGAUUCCGGUCAAUACGCUGUUAGAGAAAGUUCUUCACGUAUUAAAAUCUUUAAAAACUUUAAAGAAACUCAUAGUUUCAAACCAGCAUUCUCUGCUGAAGGUAUUUUCGGUGGUUCACUUUUAGGUGUUAAAUCAAAUGAUACCUUAUGUUUUUAUAGUUGGGAUUCUGCUGAUAUUAUUCGUAGAAUUGAAAAAACCUCACCAAAAAAUAUAUUCUGGUCAGAAAAUGGAGAUUAUUUAGCAAUUGUUACAGAUAAAUCAACAUUUAUUCUUAGAUACUUUAAAGAUACAGUUCAAAAAUACAUGGAAAGUGGUCAACCAAUUGGUGAAUUAGGUAUUGAAGAUGCUUUCGAUGUUGUACAUGAAAUUGAAGAUACAAUUGGUUCAGCUCUUUGGGUUGGUGAUUGCUUCAUUUAUGUCAAUAAGAACAGUAAAUUAAAUUAUUGUGUAGGAACUGAAGUUGUAACCAUUUCACAUUUAGAAAAACAUAUGUAUUUACUUAAAUAUUUGCCACAAAGUGGUCGUUUAUAUUUAUCUGAUAAAAAUUUAAAUAUUGUUUCAUAUAAACUUCAUUUAUCAGUUAUCAGUUACCAAACCUCAAUUUUAAGAGGUGAUUUAGAAAGUGCAGAAAGAAUUUUACCAAAAAUACCACAAGAUCAAAGAAAUAGCAUUGCACACUUUUUAGAAUCACAAGGUUAUAAAGAAAAAGCCUUAGAAGUUUCAACUGAUCUCGAUCAUAGAUUUGAAUUAGCAAUCCAAUUAGAAAAUCUUCAAAUUGCUCACGAAAUUGCAUUAAAAUCUGAAUCAGAAACUAAAUUUAAACAUUUAGGUGAUUUGGCUUUACAAAUUGGUGAUAUUAAAUUGGCAGAAAAUUGUUUAAAGAAAGCAGAGGAUUUACCAGGUUUAUUGUUAUUAUACAGCUCAGUUGGUAAUCUUGAAGGAAUGAAGGAGCUUUCAAUUUUAGCAGAGGAAAAAGGUCAAACCAAUAUUAGCUUUAUUUGUAAUCUUUUAAUUCCAAACUCAUUAUUAAAUUGCCUCAAUACACUUUGUGAAGGUGGUGGCUUUUCAGAAGCAGCAUUUAUGGCACGUACAUAUCUUCCAUCAUUAAUUCCUGAAAUGGUCGAAAAAUGGAAAGAAAACCUUAAACAUACCAGUUCAAAAGCUGCUGAAGCUCUUUCAAAUCCAAUUGACUAUCCAAAUCUUUUCCCAGGUUAUGAUCUUUCAGUUAGAGCCGAAAAAUAUUUUGAAUCAUUAAGAUCUCAUCCAAAAUCUGCCAAAGAGUAUGUCAAUAUUCCAAAGAAACAAAGAAAUUUAAUUGAAGAGGUUGAAAAUGUCAGCGAACAAGAAUAUGAAAAAGUUUUAUCAUCAUUACAAGAUUUCAGUUUACAUGGUUCAAAACAUACAAAAUCUCCAAUUGUAACAUCUAAUACAAAUGGUUUAGAUUCUCCAUCAUUAGUAAAUAUUGAAACUACAACCACUGCCACUAAUACCAAUAACAAUAAUAAUAAUACAGCUGCCUCACUUUUAGACGAUUUAGAUUUUACUACUUCAACUACAUCAAAUAAUAAUACUCCAGUUAAAUCCCCUUCACCACAAUUAAAUAAUAACCUUUUUGAAACCACCUCACCACUUGUUGACCCAAGUUCAGAAGAUCACGACAUUGUUUUAGACCCAACCCCAGCCAAUCCAACCAAUACCUCAUCAGCCGAUCUUUCAUUUUUAGAUAAUAUUCCAAAUGAUCACGACGAAGAAGAUGAAUUUUAAUUAAUUCACACAAAACAAAUAAUUAUAUAAUUUAAAAAAAAAAAAAAAAAUUUAAAUAUUAGAAAAUAAAUAAAUAACAAUACGUAUUUUAUAAAAUUAAAUAAAUCAGUAUUAGAAAAUAAAUAGUGCCUAUAUUUAAUUCAUUACU
Dictyostelium purpureum is the source of this 3152-nucleotide messenger RNA. RefSeq lists its product as uncharacterized. The transcript is spliced from 6 exons. Gene Ontology annotation, cellular component: COPI vesicle coat. Gene Ontology annotation, biological process: intracellular protein transport; retrograde vesicle-mediated transport, Golgi to endoplasmic reticulum; endoplasmic reticulum to Golgi vesicle-mediated transport. Lineage: Eukaryota; Evosea; Eumycetozoa; Dictyosteliales; Dictyosteliaceae. The record is from RefSeq and is a predicted model, not a curated record. The coding region runs from base 44 to 3004 and encodes 986 amino acids. Gene Ontology annotation, molecular function: structural molecule activity; protein binding.